AUGGUGCAGUAUAACUUUAAGAAAAUCACUGUUGUACCAAAUGGAAAAGAUUUCAUCGACAUCAUUCUCUCACGGACCCAACGUCAAACACCUACUGUUGUCCACAAAGGGUAUGCAAUUACUCGUCUCCGUCAAUUUUAUAUGCGAAAAGUGAAAUACACUCAGCAAAAUUUUCACGAGAAGCUUUCUACUAUCAUAGACGAGUUUCCUCGGUUAGGAGAUAUUCAUCCUUUUUAUGGUGAUCUGCUUCAUGUGCUGUAUAACAAGGAUCAUUACAAGCUUGCUCUUGGUCAGAUCAAUACUGCUAGGAAUCUUAUUGGUAAGAUUGCUAAGGAUUAUGUUAAGUUGUUGAAGUAUGGUGAUUCAUUGUAUCGGUGUAAGUGUUUGAAGGUGGCUGCUCUUGGUCGUAUGUGUACUGUGCUUAAGAGGAUUGGGCCGAGUUUGGCUUAUUUGGAACAGGUUAGGCAGCAUAUGGCUAGGCUUCCUUCUAUUGAUCCGAAUACAAGGACGAUUUUGAUCUGUGGGUAUCCCAAUGUGGGGAAGAGUUCUUUUAUUAAUAAGAUUACUAGAGCUGAUGUUGAUGUGCAGCCGUAUGCUUUUACCACUAAGUCUCUGUUUGUGGGUCAUACGGAUUAUAAGUAUCUGAGGUACCAGGUGAUUGAUACACCGGGGAUUUUGGAUAGGCCGUUUGAGGAUCGGAAUAUCAUUGAGAUGUGCAGUAUUACUGCUCUUGCGCAUUUGAGAGCGGCAAUAUUGUUCUUUUUGGAUAUUUCUGGGUCUUGUGGUUACACUAUUGCUCAACAGGCGGCUUUGUUUCAGAGUAUUAAGUCGUUGUUCUUGAACAAGCCUCUGAUUGUUGUAUGCAACAAGACUGAUUUGCAGCCGUUGGAUGGGUUAUCUGAGGAGGAUUUGAAGUUGGUGAAUGAGAUGAAAGCCGAAGCGUUGAAGACUGCUAUUGGUCAAGGAGGCGAAGGGACAGAGGCUGAUGUGUUGUUGACCAUGAGUGCAUUGACAGAAGAGGGUGUGAUUGCGGUGAAAAAUGCAGCUUGCGAGAGAUUGUUGAAUCAGAGAGUGGAGAUAAAGAUGAAGUCUAAGAAGAUCAAUGACUGUCUGAACAGGUUUCAUGUUGCAGUUCCGAAGCUGCGUGAUCAGAAGGAAAGGCCACCUUGUAUUCCUCCCGCUGUCUUGGAAGCUAAGGCUAAGCUAGCAGCUUCUGAAGAGAAGAGGAAAACUGAGAAGGAUCUAGAGGAAGAAAAUGGAGGGGCGGGUGUAUACUCCAUGAACUUAAGAAAACAUUAUAUUUUGGCUGAUGAUGAAUGGAAAGAAGAUAAUCUGCCAGAAAUUUUGGAUGGUCACAAUGUGUAUGAUUUCAUUGAUCCUGAUAUUCUACACAGGGUGGAAGAGUUGGAAAGAGAAGAAGGGUUAAGGCAGGCAGAAGCUGAAGAUGAUGAUUUUGAGUAUGAUGGAACUGAAUUGACACCGGAACAACAGGAGGCUUUAACCGAGAUUAGGAGGAAGAAAAACUUGCUGAUCCAACAACAUCGGAUUAAAAAGAGCACUGCUGAGAGCCGACCAAUUGUCGCAAGGAAAUUUGACAAGGACAACCAGUUCACAACGGAAAGAAUGGGAAGGCAACUGUCAUCUCUCGGGCUUGAUCCUUCUCUGGCUGUUAACAGAAUGCGCAGCAGAUCUGUCUCCAGGAAAGGCCGCAAAAGGGAGAGAUCAUCCGAUGGCAGAAAUGAUGAAAUGGAUAUUGACGGUGACACACCUAGCAAGAAGCAGCGUCUAAGUAGAUCACUGUCACGUUCCAGGUCGGUGUCCCGUCCGCCUCAUGAAGUUGUGCCUGGAGAAGGUCUCAGGGAUUCUACUCAAAAGAUUAAGGCAAUUAAAAUUGCUAGGAAAUCUGUCAAGAAGAGAAACAAGAAUGCUAAGCGCGGAGAAGCUGAUAGAGUCAUACCUACUCUUAAGCCGAAGCACUUGUAUUCUGGAAAGAGCUCCAGUGGAACGAGGCACAGUCGCUAA
Molecule: messenger RNA, 2022 nt
Organism: Lathyrus sativus (Indian pea)
Lineage: Eukaryota; Viridiplantae; Streptophyta; Magnoliopsida; Fabales; Fabaceae
Source: the annotation of a GenBank genome assembly